Caenorhabditis elegans is the source of this 5190-nucleotide messenger RNA. It is a transcript of the gene Y106G6G.2, whose product is annotated as SEC7 domain-containing protein. Gene Ontology annotation, cellular component: nucleus. Lineage: Eukaryota; Metazoa; Nematoda; Chromadorea; Rhabditida; Rhabditidae. Gene Ontology annotation, molecular function: guanyl-nucleotide exchange factor activity. The transcript is spliced from 26 exons. Gene Ontology annotation, biological process: regulation of ARF protein signal transduction. The record is from RefSeq and is marked reviewed. Bases 114 to 5081 code for a protein of 1655 amino acids.
UUUCAGAUGACGUUAGAACCAAACUGAGCUUAAUAGAGACGCAGAGAAGGAGAGAAGUCGUGUGUGCUUUCUUUGCUUCUUUCGUCAAUAUAUUUGUCUCCGUAAUAUUCUGAAUGGAAGCUUCUUUAAAUGGAUUGGCUGGAACUGUUAAACAUAGUGCAUCAAAAGAAGCUAUAAAUAUUGCAAAAGAAACUCUGAAAACUUUUAAUGACAAAAAAGAUGUCCCAAUAGUUCAUCUUCGUGAAAAAUGUCUCGCUGCAUUCGAGCUUGCUUUUGAUCAUGGCAACGAGAAGCAUUUCCAUCAUGCGGUUGAUGGAGUACAGGUUCUUCUUCGUGAUCAAACAUAUCAUGACACAAUCACAGAAGAGCCCCAAAAUAGUCUACCAUCUCAAGUUCUACUUGCAAUGACUGGGAUCGAUGAAUGGAAAAGCCAACUUCAGUGCAAAUGUGUUACUCUUCUUGUUGAAAUGGUUUGCAGCAACGAGUUGAAAGUUUCGAUGAGUGAUGUGGAACAGUGUGUCCAGAUCUACAAACGUUUGUAUGGAAAAAGUGAAGAAGAAAGAGUGCGAGUUGCUUGUCGAGCUGCCACAACACAGUCUUUAUCUGCAUAUUUCUCAAACCGAUAUGCUGCAUGUGAAGCUCAACAAGAAGCAAUUGCAGUUUACAUGGAUGUCGGGAAACUGUUAGAGGAACUUUGUGCAGAAGUAGAACAAAUGAGUAGUGCACACGAACAGUGCCUAAUUUCAUUGGAUGCUAUCUGUGCUCUUUUGACUACUUCGAAUUUGAAGAUUCUUUCGCAUCAGCCAUUUGUUAAUUUGUUAUGGGAAAAAGUAUGCCCACUUAUAAUUCUUCUACUUGGAAUUCCUCAAAAAGGAAUGAGCAGUUCAUCAAAAGUAUCAGAAAGUGGAGGAAACGAAGAGCCAGUUGGAGAAGGACAAAUUGAUUUUGCACUGGCACCGUCUGUUAUCACGAAUCCAUACACAUGGAGAGCUCUUUAUCAAAUCGUUGACCAACUAAUUCGUCUAAUGAUUUCCGAUCCUUCACUGGCUUCAUCUCUCGAAGCACUUUUCCAUAAGGCAUUCUUAUUUCCUCGAUUAGAUCAACGUACGGAAGCACUCAAACUGAUCAAGAAAAUACUGGGAGAUGGAUCGAAAAUUAGUAAAAUCGCAAAAAGUUGUGUCACUACCAAAUCGCUGUCUCUAUGGAGAAUGUUGAUGACUUGUAUAGCUGAAUGUACAAAUCCACAGCUAGAAUUAAGCAUCGACGCAGUCAAGACAAUUGUUGCAAUGCUGGAUGGUAUGAAGCAACUCUCUACGCACAAAUUCUUCACUGACCAGGAACGAAAAUUGAUUGCAGACACGUUUAGUUGUGUCGAUGAUACUAUUGUUAACAGCUUCUCUCUGAAAUGUUCUGAACGAGUUUCCGAUAUUUGCACAGUUGACGAGGAUACGGAAAACGUUUUUGAUCAAUCGACAAAUAGCUCUGCACCGGAAGAUCCAAUGGCUGCAAAAUUAAGAAAACUGGAACAGAAGUUUAGAAAUGCGCCAAUUGCAACGAGAAGAUCGAGUGAAUUAGAUGAAAGUAGUGAAAGAAACACUGCAAAAAGUUUCGUGCAGGCUCUUUCAGAAAGUUUAGAUAUCAUUGCUGCUCCAAAGAACACACUUUCGAUUGAUGAAGCUAUUUUGCAAUUUUCUUCAAACUUUUAUGAAAACUUCUGUUCUGUGCAUGCGGACGCCUACAAAUCCCGUUCAAAAAUUCAACAAGAAUUUCUCAAUACCGAUGCAAUUUACUUGACAGCCUAUGCUUCUCUAUGCUAUAUCUCCCAUCCGGACACAUAUACCCUGGAGGAUCUCAAAAAAACAGUACUUCAUUCGGGAUGUGUGGUCCACGUGGCAAAUGGAUGGCUGGAUAAAGUGUUUGAUAAUCUUAAAAUGACAGAUGCAAAUGUAUCACAAAUCACUCCAACGUUGAGAAAUGUAAUAAACGAUUUUGACGGACGAGCCAAGGGAUUGCUGUCAGAUGUAGAAAAAUUGAAGAGAAUCAAGACACGGCAAGAUGAAGUUGAAUGUACUGAAGAAAAAAAUGUGGCACGAUGGAUGACCAGUUCGGCAUGGCAAAUGAUCAUUGACGUGCUCUCAACUUUUUUGGCAGUUAAGGAGAAAAGGAAAACUAGGGAGAAGAUUCGAGAAGCAAUUUCAGUGUCCAUAUGUGGAAUGAGGAACUUAUGUGCAGUGGCACAAGUUUUAGGUCUUGAAUCUCGAUGUGGUUGGAUAUUCGAGCAACUUGUAGAGACUUCAUGCUGCUUAGAAGAUCUUCGAGAUGAUGCGAUUGCAGGUGAUAAUGAACAAAAAUCCACGUGCACUUCCCGGGAGCAUUUGUUAGCAAUGCAAUUGGUACUUGAUGAAGCUAGAAUUGCAAUUCAUGCUUCUUCGUGCUGGAAGUAUAUUGUUAGAUGCUCCGAGUACGUAUGGGAGCUGGAGAAGUACAUUUAUGGUGCUCUGUGCUAUGAAAAACCUUCACGAUUAAAGUUUUUGCGACGAAAAACCGAAGAUAAGGAGGAGGAUAAGGAAGAGAAAACAACAGCCGCUGACAGUUCAAUUGAAAAUGCUCUUGGAGAUGAGCCAACGUUGUCUGUUCAUUCAUUAAAUAGAGCCAUUUGUGUGCUCAUCGCCAAAGUCGACAGAUUCUAUUCCAAAGUGUGCCGAGAGCUAUGUCUUCCUGCCCUUCAUGAUUUAUGUGUGGCUAUCAUUUCUUCGUCUGAAAAUCGAGUUUUCUAUACUGCCCAGAAACAUAUUCACCUUACGGCACCAGUUUCACUAUUAUCAAGGAUCUCUGACAUUAUUUCAACUUUAUCACAUCGUCCUUUAGUUCAUCAAAUGUUUAUCUAUCCACUUGUAUCAGCUCAUUUUGUGAAAGUUAGUCAAUGUGAUCAAGAAUCAAGAAUUGCUGCGUCUGCGUUAGCUGAAGUUGUGACAAGAUUAUUAGUCAGCGAAUCACCUGGAAUGUCUUUUAAUCAGACGCUCAUUGGACCGUUUCAAACUGCUUCCUGCUCUGAAAACUGCUCAGAAGAAACUAAAGAACAGUUUUUAUCCUCUCUAAGCCAGCUUGUACAAUCACAAGCCGAUAAAAUAGGAUCUGGAUGGAAACCUCUUUUCGGAUCUCUGAAAGCAGUCGGAGCAGCUCGUGACGAAAAAGUACACUGGUGUGCAAUUGAUGUUAUUUCCUCGUAUCUUCGUAUCGAUAGUCCACCGGUUUUAUCAUCGAGCAUUCUUGAAUGCGUACCAUGUGUAGUUAAUUUGCUUCAAAACUCGGAAGAUUCUUCGGAAGUAUCAUCUGCAGCUCUUCGACUUCUACCGAACAUUUACUCAUUGAUAUUAUACCUCUACAGUACUCCACAUGUACCCAAUUAUCAUUUAUUGCAUCGAUCAGAUUUGAGAUCAAAAUGUUUGGAUACGGUAGAAAUGGAUCAAGAUCCAAUUGAAGUUCCUCAUGGACCAUUUCCAUGGAAUGAAAAACAAACAUAUGAGAUUGCUGGAGUUGAACUAUUUUUGACAUUCAUGGAACAAAUUUGCGGAACUCUUCUGACGUCAUCUCCAAAUACUCAAAAAAAUCUUCUGGAUAUGAUUGGACGACUAUUAGUUGAUAUUUCCACAAAACCCCUUGGAGCUGAUAGUGGAGGAGUUUGUAUGUCUGCUGUAAUUCUUCCAUAUGUACAAAAAUGGAUCAGAAGACUCGAUGUGGAAGAGGUGAAGAUCUUGAAGCAAGUGAUUGGAGCAUGUACGCAGACAGUUAUUGAUAUGCUGGAAUUGGAGAAAAUGUCAUCUUGGCAAGAUCGACUUCUUCGUGACAUUUGCGCGUUGAUUGUUGAAUGUGUACUAUUCGACAAGACCUGUGCUGUGGCUCCCGCUUAUUUUACAUUGAUCGCGAUGAACUCUUCGAAGUUUUCAACUCAGCAGUGGAAUAUAUUUUCGAAUUUUUUGGCUACUGCCUCAACACAAAGCCUUCGUCAUGUCAGACUUUUAAACUCAUUUUUCGUUCGAAGUUCCACAGAUGAGAAUGGUGACAUUGGAGAUGUUACCUCAUAUAAUCCUGGGAAACUGACAUUCAGACAGUUGAUAGCUGCAGUUCAAGUACUUUCAUCUCAAAAAGAGAAGUCGUUGGGACAGAAAGAAGAAGAGGACUUGAGCUCAGGAGUGGCACUUAUCAUGCUUUCACACGGAGCUGAUACUCAUCGAUUAGAAGUUCAUUCAAUAAUAUCUUCUCUAUUUACACAUUGCUUACUUCUUCAAUUGAUUGCAUCACUCCUACUAUCAGAAGACUCAAACCCAAAAUUGAAAGCAACAUUAAUUGGAUCAACGUCCCCGAUUGAUCCAAAACUUGAUGAUUCAAUCUACCCGAUUCUAUAUAAUAUUCUCAAUGAGUCUUCGGAAACGAGUUUAGAUUUUGAUAGUCGUCCAGCUGUGGGAAGUUUGCUGUCAAGAAUGUUAGGAAUUAAACAUGCUAAUUUGCUCAAAGCUCUAGUAAGCUCUAACCUGACCAAAACUAUGAGUUUGCUUCGAAGGUUCGAGAAAACAAAGAACACAGAGCUACUACCAGAAAUAGCAAAAGCUGUGAAAUCACGUAGUGUUGACUUAAAGAGUGUGGAGUUUGAAGUGAGCACCAGAAGAAGUGCUUUUGUCACUAGAGAACAUGCUAUUACACAAUACCACCUGGUUCCCGUUGACAAUGGAGAGGAGAAUGCAUACAAAUUAGUGUCUCAAGAAUUUGUAGACGGAGCAUUGAGUGAAUAUGACAAGCAUCGUGACCGCCUGAAACCCUUCAUCCCGGAUCGUCGUAACCCAUUCCAACACGCAAUCGAUGAUUCAGACACAGUUUCCAUUGAUUCAAAAACUGAAGAUUUCGAUGAAAUUCGUCUGGCUGCCUAUCGAGAUAUCUGCUUGAUUCCUCUUCGAUAUGUGUCUGAUAACUUGCUCCGUGAGCAUCUUCCAGAUUUCUUGCCCCCAGUUACUCAAAUUGUGUUAAGUUCUCCUGAUCUUGCUGUUAGACAGCUGGCUGUAGAUUUUAUGUCUAGAUUAGCCUAGAUUUGUUCAACACCUUUGUUUAAAAAUCAAAUUGCAUUUCAAUUAAAGCCAAAACUUAUCACUUAAUAAUUAUUAUUAACAAGAAUAAAUAGUUUCAAAUUGAUAUAUU